Messenger RNA from Hippoglossus stenolepis (Pacific halibut), 5201 nucleotides. RefSeq names its product tumor protein p63 regulated 1 (gene tprg1). Lineage: Eukaryota; Metazoa; Chordata; Actinopteri; Pleuronectiformes; Pleuronectidae. The transcript has 6 exons. Gene Ontology annotation, cellular component: cytoplasm. The record is from RefSeq and is a predicted model, not a curated record. The coding region runs from base 3306 to 4502 and encodes 398 amino acids.
UAAGCAGGGGAAAAAGGAGCUGGCAGUGUUGCUACGCCUCAGCAAACCACUGCACACACACAUACACAGAUCAUGACUGUGGGACUUUCGAGGUCACAGAGGUCUUUGCAACAUCUGCCGAUCCCAUGUGAUAUCCCAGGAGAGUUAAAUCAGGCAUCGCUGCGAUAUGGGUAAACAAACACAAACGUGCUGGGACAUAAUUGAAUUACUUCCAUCCGCCAAGAAUAUUGAAGAUGAAGGGUGCAUGCCCCUGGACAUGUUUGUGUGUAUGUUUGAGCUGUAAAGUGAACUGAUGUCGUCUCACUGAGAGGACUCUCUGGCCCAGAUUCCCUGAGCUCCCUCACGUUGUUUUCCAGAAGUGUACAACAUGCCCAUCAUGAGGAUACUUUCAAUUCACUUAUAAUUCUUCUGAAAAAGUAAAGGGAAAAGAAUAAUAUAGUAUACAGAAUCUUUCUGCUGUUUGAUACACACAACCCGAACAACCUCCCUUCUGCCUCCACAAGCUGCUAUGAUACGUUGUAAUGUGAAAUAAUAAAACCAUUGGAACUACUCAGCUAUAUAGAAAUAGGCUGUAUGAGUAAAGGAAUAGCUCUAAUUUAGGAAAAUACCCCUUCUUUGUUUGCUUGCCACAACUUAGAUAACAACACUGAUAACAACUCCCCUUUCAGCUUUGUGAUUGGUCUCCACCAUCUCAGGUUCUCUUCAUGUUCACCAGUGAGUUGGGGACUGUGUCUGUCUGGUGUUUGGCCCUGGGGAGGUAGUAUUGAUUCUUUUAGCUUUAAAAGCUGUUUAAAUUCAUUAAGAGUGAAAGAUGCUAAAAAGAAUUUAAAGAAACCGCAGUCUGAUAUAAAUUUUCUCUUUUUUUGUGAACAUCAGUGACCAAUAUAUAUAUAUUAUUUUGUUUUCAUUUAAUGUUGAAUAUGGAAGCUUUAUAUUAUAAAAAUAUCACUUGUGGUAUCUGGGGCUUAUAUAAGAAAAGAUUUUCUAUUGAUUUUUGCUUAAACUCCCCAGUUGUUGAGCAUAAUGUUAUAUGUGCAGCACUGUAUAUAUAGUGCAAGCAUAACAUCAUAAAAUAAAACAGAAAACACUCAAAACAGUCUCAGAUACACAUGUAUGAUGCAUACAUAUGCAAGAUAAUAUUAAGUUUGCAGGGAACAUUAACUGCACUUAUCUACAAAGGAGAGCACAUGCUGCACUACUCACGAUGCCAUUAUAAUGCACUACAUGCAGCAGUUUUUCAUCUAAAAAACAUCCAGUGGAAAUAUGACAUGUAUUAUUUAACCUAUUAUUAAUUCAUGAUAAAUUCCAUCUGUGAUAAACAUGUAUGUCUGUGGAGAGCACCAAAAAAACUGAGCAGGGAGACUGAAGCAUCAACUUAAGGAGAUACACAGUAGUACCAAGUGAAACGCUUACAGCUUGGCAUCAGUCAGCAUUUCCAGUUAUGCGAUGUUGAUUACUUGGCCUAGAUACAACAAUAUGGAUUAUUCUUAUCCUCACUUCUCUGAAUGAUGUGAUGCAUCACGGGGCAAAGGCUUUUUAAGUUCACUGGUUUAUUUCAAGUGUGUGGCAGCAGAAAUCCAAUGCUCCAGUACGGCACUGUCAUGAUGAGCUAUUUCCGUUAAAUGACGACCCAGUCUGUGAUUCAAUUAAGUUCUGGUCUUUAGUUUGCAUUUAUCACAGCAUCAACUCACGGAAAAACAAGACAUUUAUGGAUUUCAUAAGGAUUUUGGAGAAAUUCCAGCCACUUGCACUGAUGCUUCUAUUUUAGCAGAAGCAAAAUCCAGAAAAUGCAUUUUGAACUCAUCACUGAAGCAAGGAGGAGCUCUGGAUUGAUUUGAUGUAAUUACUUGAUCGCAGCCGAAAAACCCCAAAUGAGAUCUGGACUGAAAGCUACUGGCCAUUCACGCAAAACACUAAAGAGCAUGGAAAUCUCAGCCCGCAGUAUGUGGGAGUAGUUAAGCAACCGUGCACAGAGAAUGCCUUUAGAAAUCUGUCUAUAUUUCUUUGACGGCUACAGAUUACAACCGGAUUGGUUUUGAACUUCCGACAAGGCGUUGGAAGAAGUCCCUGACAGAGUUGUGACUGGGAACGAGUGGCUCCAUCGUAUGCUGUGUCAGAGAACAUUAGCGCAAACGCAGAUUGAUGUUUAAAUGGUGAUGCUAUUCAAGGAUUGGUGGGAGGGAAAAGUCUUAUUUGCUUUCAAUGAUCUGGUUCAUCCCACAAUUGCUUGAUUGUGUUAUUGUCCAGUCGAAUCAUGGAUGCCAUUCACUGGUAUUUUAAGAAAAGAUGUCAAGACAGGAACAUAAUCUCGAGAGAGGAAAUUCAAAGCGAGCCAAACCUUACAUAAGCAGUAUAAAUAGUGUGUUACAAAAAUGUCCAAGGUUAAUCUAGGCAGCAGUUUAAUGUUUCCCAUAUUCAGUAUGGAUUAGAAUUCCACCCCAAAAAGUUAGAAUCCCUCUUGAGACAUAACAUAUGACAUGGAACCUAACUGGUUAACAUUGAAUGUCUGUCUGUGGUUGUUAAUGUUUAUAAACUCAUUUAGUGGGUAGGAUCCAUGUUUUCCCCCUUAGCACCAACAACAAAAACAGCAGGCACAUUAGCAAUUUACAAACCUUUAUACAUAUUAAAAAUGUUGAUUCCAUCAGUAGGGGCUGUAAAUCCUAUUCAUGUCCACAGUAAGCCUCUUUUAUUUCACAUAAACGACAACAGAUUCACAAAGUAAAGUCAUCAGCCUCAACAGUUCCCUUAACUUCAGUCCAGCUGUUCCAAGACACAGAUACUCAUAGAAUCUAUCAGGAAUUUUAAAGAUAAUAAAUCAACAUUUUGAGAUUUGUCAACAUUUUCUUAUAUUUCUCUGAGAAUAAUCACGGAUCUUGAUGAACAAAAUCAGGCAUGUUCAGAGGACAUUGGUAUUUAUGAGUGUGUGUCAUUUUGUGUGGAUCCAAAUCAAUCUGGAUCUAGUGAAUUUAAAUGUGGUUUCAUACGGGGACUGUUUGGCCUCAGCGGAGGUUUGCACCAUACUGAGUUACUAGUUACAGCUGUUUUAGAUUAUAUAUAUAUAUAUAUAUAAAAGUCAUUGAAGCCAAAACCUUUUCAGGUUUCACUACCUGAAAUCAACAAAAUCUUAAUUUAGUUGAAUUAGUUGUUUCAACCAUGAAGCUUGGAGCAAGUAGGAGCUAAAUGCUGAAUGAAUGAAUCUAAAAUCUAAGAGCAAUAAACUGAUAUUUAAAGAUGAUCCUGCAGCUCUCCCAUUAGUAGGUGAGCAGUAAGUGUGUACAGUUCACGUGCCUCUGUAAAUCACAGUGAUGCUGCAGCUCACGCCCUCUGACAACACCAACCAGACAGGAACAGGGAACAAGGAAGUUGUUGCACCUGUUGCUGACUCUGACAAACUUUCAAUUCCUGAGACCUCGAUCUUUGGUGAGCAGGUGUUGAGAGACUCCAUCAUGGCAGAGGCUGAGGGGAAAGCAGCGUCCAGUGACGAGCAGCUGCAGCCGGUCAGCGUCUCCUCCAGCGGCCCGGAGGACGGUCAGCCUGCUGCCCGGACACAGAGCACCGAGGAGCGGGUAGAGGCGGGAGGAGCGGCCCGGGCAGAGAGCACCGGGGAGCGGGUAGAGGCGGGAGGAGCGGCCCGGGCAGAGAGCACCGGGGAGCGGGUAGAGGCGGGAGGAGCGGCCCGGGCAGAGAGCACCGGGGAGCGGGUAGAGGCGGGAGGAGCGGCCCGGGCAGAGAGCACCGAGGAGCGGGUAGAGGCGGGAGGAGCGGCCCGGGCAGAGAGCACCGAGGAGCGGGCAGAAGGAGCGGCUCUCUUGGCCAACCACGAUCCCACCUCUGUGACCUUAGCUCUGGACCCGUUCAAACGGAGGAAGUUCUUCGUGUUGAGGCCUGGCACUCUGAAUCAGGCCAUCAAAGACAUCGAAGCUCUGGUGGAUAAAGAAGUAGAUGGCAGCAUUCACGGCAUCUGGCUGAUGGCAGAGGUGGAUCACUGGAACAACGAGAAGGAGCGUAUUGUUAUAAUAACGGACAACUCUCUCCUGAUCUUCAAGUACGACUUUGUCAUGUUCAACUGUGACCAAAUGCAGAGGAUCCCGCUGAACUUUGUGGACCGCAUCACUCACGGCACCUUCAGCUUCCCAAGGCGCUCCAUACUCCAGAGAGAAGGGGAGGGGGUGCGAGUCUUCUGGGACCGGCUGAGAGAGCCCUCCUUCACCUCCAGGUGGAACCCCUUUGCCACUGACUACCCUUUCAACACCUUCACCUACCACCCUGUGAGGAACACCGAUGACAUGUUUACCGCGCUCUGCGACAUCCACAACUUUCGUGUGCAGCUCCUGGACGCGGCACAGAAAGCCCAUGCCAUAAAGCCCGUUCCUGGGAAGGCCAAUGGUGUCCUGGUCUUGAAUCAGCACAUCGAAAUUGAGGCCUAUGUAGGCCUUAUGUCUUUCCUGGGAAACCAGAACAAACUGGGCUACUGCAUGGCUCGAGGAAAUCUUGGCUUCUAAACAUAAUCUAAUAAUUUAUUGCCGUCUUGAAUUCACGUUGAUUCGUUUGUUUACAGAGAGUUCAUUAUUCUUGAAGGAUUGACCAGGGAUUGUUUCAGUGUUCAGGUUUGCUUGUGUUUUACGUUGAAGCCCUGCUUCCCAGGAUGAGGUGUAUGAGGUAUAAACAACUGUGUGAUCUCCCCCACUGCUUAUUACCAGUUUGUGGUGUCUGAGCACUCGCAAAUAUCCACAUUUCAACACCGCUCUUCACUGGAUGACGGAUCUCCUGCUGCUCUCAAGGAGCUUUGUAUUUGCUCCUCAGUGAUAUGGUAAUUCAACUCUUUUGCAACGGGACUCCUUUCUUCCUCCCCCAGUGUCUCUGCUAAAAGCUCAUUCCCAUGCCAUUCAGCCCCUUAGAGAUUCACUGGAGCAUGAGGGCACAUUUGUCAGUUUAUCAUUUGUAGUGUAUUUUUACAGUGCAUACAGUGCUGGAAUUUCCCUUUGAUUUGUGUGUUUACUGUGUGUCAUUCCGCCUUGUCUAGUAUCAUGUGUUUGUCUUGUAAGCCUGUCCCUGACAUGAAAACAUAAGCUCGCAUAUUUUGUUAUCUUUCCCUGUUAUUGUUAUAAAAAGAUGUGCUGUUUUUUUAUGUGCUCUUGGUGUAUUAUUCCAUUAAUAACUUGUUCUUAAUAAAUAAGAAUUCAUGCUUGUUGAAAUGUUAA